GGGGCCGAUAGCAGAUCCAGGCGAAUUUACAGCAAGGAACCCGCGAAGGAUCCGGCGAAUUGGCUGCCUCCCACUGCGCAAGUGACAUUUUCGUCAUGUUGGUCCUGGUCUCCGAUCCUUGCCCACCUACUGUUUAGCUCGAUGAGUUCCUGGCCUGAUUUGAGCGACCUUCCUUUGCCUCCCACCGCUCAAGAUAUAAGACAGAUCCAGUGAAGCCUCCCGUAUCCUGGCCAGCAGUAAAAGUGUCCUGACCGCUGCUCCUGAGAAAAAACGGAGUGUUUUGCCUGGCUGCAUUGCUCAGCCUCCUGCUCCGGUACUCCGCCAGCACCAGAAGACGUGAGCUGGUGGCUACGUGGGCUCCUGCUGCACAUGGCUGGUGGUGCUUCUGCCAGUAGUCAGUUAUCAGGGUGUGGAGCCACAGGAGUCCUGAGGUUUCCAAGUGUAGUACAAAAUGCCAACCACUGUCACCUUAAUCUUUCUGCUUUUAAGCAUUGCAAUUAUUGUUACUAUUACACUUGUUCAGAUGAAUCGGAAACAGAUCCUUUCUCCAGGUCUAAAGUAUGGAAUAGUGCUUGAUGCUGGUUCAUCUCGGACAACAGUCUAUGUAUAUGAAUGGCCAGCAGAAAAAGAAAAUAAUACUGGAGUAGUAAGUCAAACCUUCAAGUGUAAUGUGAAAGGACCUGGAAUAUCCAGCUAUGGCAGUAACCCUCAAGAAAUUGCUAUGCCCAUCAACGAUUGUAUGAAUAAAGUAAAGGAGAAAAUUCCUUUUCAUUUGCACAAAAGCACACCUGUCUACUUGGGAGCCACAGCUGGCAUGAGACUUCUGAGGUUGCAAAAUGAAUCAGCAGCCAGUGAAGUCCUUCAGAGCAUUCAGACUUAUUUCAUAUCACAGCCCUUUGAAUUUAGGGAUGCUCAGAUCAUAACUGGCCAAGAGGAAGGGGUAUAUGGAUGGAUUACAGCCAACUAUUUAAAAGGCAAUUUCUUGGAGAAAAACCUUUGGAGUGCCUGGGUCCAUCCCCGUGGAGUUGAGACUAUAGGUGCACUGGAUCUAGGAGGGGCUUCCACUCAAAUAUCAUUCAUCCCUGAGGAAAGCAUGCAAACUUUCAACAGCACACUACAGGUGCAGCUGUUUGGUUACCAAUACAGUGUAUAUACCUACAGCUUCCAAUGUUAUGGGAGAGAUGAAGCAGAAAAAAAACUGCUAGCUUCAAUUCUGCAGGAUUCAGACAAUAAAUCCAGGAUAAAAAAUCCAUGCUAUCCUCAGAAUUAUAGAACUGUUCUGACAAUGAAAUAUUUAUAUGGAAGUCUUUGCUCAGAAUUCCUAAAACCAGUGAAUUACAAUCCAAGCGAGUCUGUACAUGUCAUAGGAACUGGGGAUCCAGUCUUUUGCAGGGAGGCAGUAUCAACGUUAUUUGAUUUCAAAUCUUGUAAAGAUAGAGAAGACUGCUCAUUCAAUGGAAUCUACCAGCCAAAAAUUAAAGGGAAUUUCGUGGCCUUUUCUGGAUUUUACUACACGGUAAAUGCUCUGAAUUUAACUGGACAAUUUUCACUGACUGAGUUCAAUUCAAGCAUGUGGACUUUCUGCUCACAGGAUUGGAAUCAGUUGCCAUUUAUGCUCUCUAAAUUUGAGGAAACGUAUGCAAGAUCUUACUGCUUUUCAGCAAACUAUAUCUAUCAGUUACUUGUACGUGGGUAUAAGUUCAAUGCUGACAACUGGCCUCAGAUUCAUUUUCAAAAAGAAGUUGAUAACAGCAGCAUUGCCUGGUCACUGGGCUAUAUGCUUAGCCUCACCAAUAUGAUCCCAGCAGAAAGCAAUAGGAUUUGGUUACCUAUGAAUCCUUCUCUGUUUGCUGGACUGUUACUCUUCUUCACAGCAGUGGCAUUACUGUGUCUUAUUUUCCUAGUGUAUUCAUAUGUUCGGUCUCGCAUGCAAAAGAAUACUUGUCAAGUUGAACAUGUGUUUGCUAUAGAAUAAAAUAAGUUCAAAAAAUGGA
Molecule: messenger RNA, 1994 nt
Organism: Thamnophis sirtalis
Lineage: Eukaryota; Metazoa; Chordata; Lepidosauria; Squamata; Natricidae
Gene: ENTPD3
Product: ectonucleoside triphosphate diphosphohydrolase 3
Biological process (GO): nucleoside diphosphate catabolic process
Cellular component (GO): plasma membrane
Molecular function (GO): UDP phosphatase activity; ribonucleoside triphosphate phosphatase activity; GDP phosphatase activity
Source: RefSeq, a predicted model, not a curated record